This is a messenger RNA of Pygocentrus nattereri (red-bellied piranha), 3064 nucleotides long. RefSeq names its product tetratricopeptide repeat domain 22 (gene ttc22). Gene Ontology annotation, molecular function: protein binding. The transcript has 7 exons. Lineage: Eukaryota; Metazoa; Chordata; Actinopteri; Characiformes; Serrasalmidae. The coding region runs from base 36 to 1733 and encodes 565 amino acids. The record is from RefSeq and is a predicted model, not a curated record.
AGUAUCUUCGUGCCUGUGAGAGUGAACAGGCAGCCAUGGAAGAGGGCAGCACAGAGGAGGACAUUGAGGAACUGAUGGAAGGCCUGGCUUUCAUCCCUGGACAUUUUCAUCUUCCGCUUCAUCUGAAUAAAGAUCCUGAAGGACCAGAAACCCUUCGCCAACGUGACACCCAGUUAAAGCAGGAGAGCCUGCGUGCUGAGCUGGAGGCUGAGACUGGGAGACUGCAGUAUGCUGUCCGAAACAUGCUGGGCCUACUGGCCUAUCAUUUGGACAAGAUGGACACCGCUGAGGAGGUUUUUCGAAGCAUCUGCCAGGAAGACCCUGGAAAUCUCAAUGCGUGGGCCAACCUGGCCCAUGUAUAUGAACGGCUCAGCCGUGAACAGGACGCGAGUGAGUGCUUAGAGCGGGUGGCCGCUCUCAUGGACCCGGAGAUGGGCAAUGACCAGCCAGACUGCAGGGUUAGAGCAGCCCGGUGCUUGGCAGAACAGGCUUUUGCCCAGCCUCAUGAUGUGGAACUGGAGAAAGAAGAGCACCUUCAGGAGAGACUGACAACUGCACUGACCCUGUAUAACCGUGCUCUCCACUACGGCGGAGAACUGGUACCUGAAGAAGAAAAGAAGAACUGGUUCUUCAAAAUGGCAACAAUUUACAUAAGAUUAUAUGGUAUUGUCAAUGAAUCAAAGGAUUUGGAGUAUACAAGGCUUGGGCACUACAACAAAGGCCUAAAACUGCUAGCAGAGACAUUGAAAUCAGAAACAACUCACCUCAAAGCGCUUGCUUGGUGUUACAUUGGUCUCAUGCUGGAGAGGCAAGAGGAGUUCCCUACAGUUCCAAUGGCAAUUCAUGACUGCGGCCUGUCUGGAUCGGACCCACUCUCAUGCUACGGAUUGGGUAUCAAACUGGCUACAGAUGAUGCAUUCACAUUGAAUCGGCUAGCCAGUGUGUUUUUUCAGUCAGGCAAGCAUGAGAUGGCAACGGGCAUCUGUAACAUGGCCCUGAAUGUGCUGCCUGAUGCAGAGCUCAACUGGCAAGCUUACUGCACCCGGGCAAAGCUUAAGGUCACAGCUUAUGUGAAGGCCUUAGACAGAGCUAAGCAAAGACUGGAUGGCAUUCCUGACCGCCAAGACCUGAGAGAGGCCCGCACUGACCUUGAGCGAGUCCUGAGUGUAAGGCCCUGUCUGAGGACGCACCUGGAGAUGGGGCAGGUCUAUUACUACAUGGGUGUGGAUGCUCUGCAGGAGAGCAUAAUGGUGGACGAAAUGGCGGUGAAUCAGGCUUUGGUCAGCCUGGCCCAGGCUCUGCAGUGUCCACUGGGCUCCACUUUGCCAGAGCUACAGCUGUUGAGGGGUCGCUGCCUGCUGCUGAAGGGCGAGGAGCAGAACGCCAUAGAUUGCUUCAAACAGGCGCUUGAGCUGGAGCGGCCUGGUGGUCAGGACCUACGUGCAUUGCCCUUAUUGCUGCAGGCCCUGCUGACUGCCUUCUCUCAGAGCACAGGGGACGUGAGCUACAUUAUCGCUCAACUGGAGGAGUGCUUACAGAAGGCUGAGGAGAGACAUGGCACCUGCCCGGUCCGGACAGAGCUCAAGCUGCUGUGCCGGACAAACACGGAGGAAGUGGCAGAACUGUCCAGGGAGCUGGUGAAGAGGGGCAAACUGGGCAUUGUUAGGAGGCUGCUGCAGAGUGUACAACCUCAGGGUAAACACACAGUGUUGGGCAGGUCUCUGUCUGUGUGAGAGGAAGAGGAGUUGCAGGUUCCUCCCAGGGUGAAAAUACCAACGCUGAUAUGGAGGCUGUAAGGGGACUUUCCUUAAGGAUGCUGGAUUAGAGUUCAUUCACUUUUGGAACAAUACUGACUUUAAAUAUGAUGGCAAUGAAUGUACAGUAGAAGGGCUACUGACCUAGGGCUAAAAGUUAUUGUGAAAUAUUAAUGCUAUAAUGUAUAUAAUAUGAUGCAAUUAGAACUUUCUGAAAUUGUGAAAUAAAAAAGUUUCAAAGUAGCAGUUUAUAUUAUUUGUCAUGCUCAGAUCCAGUUUCACACACUACAGUAAUGCAAUUCCCUUCACUGGUCUCAGCAGCCCCAACAGAGUUCUAGAAAACUCUUGGAAGUAAAAACCUGUUUUUUUUGUUUAAACUGAAGGGCUUAGUACUUAUGUUCUUAACUAGAAGUAGGCUGGUCAGCUCUUUUUUCAUACAUUCAUUUUCCAAGCCGCUUCUCCCUUAGGGUCGCGGACGCUGGUCAGCUAACAGGCUAAAAGACAGCCAACAGCCUAGCUAAACAACUUCAACAUAAAACGCCACAGACUUGAAUUAAAGGGGAACCCCACUGAAUUUGCAAAAUUACUUAAUCAUUCAACCAUUUAGAUUUAAACAAAAUCAUUCAGAGUGGUUUGUUGUGCACCUUUCUAGGGACAUUUACAGAGUCUGAAUUGUACUUGGAAGACGUCUGUAUGUCUACACUACAAAUAUCACCAUUUUAUCUAAUAUCCAUAAUAACCAGUGACCUUACCUGUGUCUUAUAAGGUUUUAUAUGUCACGCUGGUAAUGGUAAAACAGUGCUAAUUUGGAAAGAAGAUUUUUAUUUUUGGGGGGUGCUAUUUUUUCCUUACAAUGCUUUGUGGGUAUCUCUCUGCCCUGCACGCGUUGCGUCACUCAGCAUCAGCAAAACUCAGAGCUUAUGUGAGUAACGUGACUAAUCAGAAAAGCUGCUGUGGAUCACACUCGCAUGUCACUGUCCCACCCCAUAAAGUUGUGAGCAGAGUAGCAAGUAGUUUGUUGUUAACACCGUCAAUUUUCAUUCGCCCUGGGUUCUUCUGCGCCUUCAGUCUGAGCGUCUGUCCAUCUUUCUCUUGUUUGCUCUUUCUUCUUCAAGCCGCUGCAAGUUAUUUGUAUCUUCUGGUUCAAAUCGAUUAGGCUCCACAAAAGUUUGGAGCCAGACCUUAUCGAAGUCCUCCACACACUUUAACAUCUUCCAAAAAUAAGGCAAGAAAACUGUAUUAUAAUUGUGAUUUCGUGAUCAAUAUUGUUUUCAAUUCAAGUAGACAGUAAACAGUCGUACUGAUAAAUA